AUGAACCCUGAGUAUCUACUCACACGCUUUUGGGAGGUGGAGGAAAUCCCAAAGGAUUCCAUAAUUACAACCUCAGACAAGUUUUGUGAGGAAAAUUACGAAAAAACUACCCGACGUAGUUCUGAUGGGCGCUAUGUCGUAACUCUACCAUUCAAAGAACCCACAAAUAUUGAUAUUGGACAAUCUAGACACAUAGCAUUAGCUCAGUUCCUCAGAAAUGAAAAGUCUUUACUCAAAAGACCCGAUGUAAAGGCCGAAUACGAUAAAACAAUUAUGGAAUAUUUGGAACUUGGACACAUGAAGAGAGUCAAAAAUGGAUCCACGGAUAAAGCGACGCAAUAUUACUUACCACAUCAUGCAGUCAUUAAACCCGACCGUAUAACCACGAAACUGCGUGUGGUAUUUAAUGCAUCUUGCCCCACGUCAAAUCAUAAAAGUUUAAAUGACAUCUUACAUAUCGGACCCACUUUACAAAAGGACCUAGUCAUUCUAAUUACGAACUGGAGACUCUUCCAAUUCGUUUUCAAUGCGGACAUUCAAAAAAUGUACCGGCAAAUAUUGGUGGACCCUAAUCACACUCAGUUCCAAAGGAUCCUCUUCAGAAAAACCCCAGAAGACACUAUUGAGGACUUCGAACUACAAACGGUUACAUUCGGUAUAAACUGCGCACCAUACUUAGCAAUCCGAACCCUCAUAAAGUUAGCCGAUGAUGUUCAAAAAACUCACCCAUUAGCAGCAAAAAUUCUGCGUCAGGAAAUGUAUGUGGACGACGUUUUAGCAGGAACCCACGACAUAACCACCGCAAAAUCUGCACGUGAUGAACUUAUUUCUGCUCUAGAAUUCCCAGGAUUCACUUUGAGAAAAUGGACAUCAAAUCACGCACACAUUCUAAAAGGACUUCCACCCGAUCAUCUCUUAGACACUGAAACCCUCAACCUCUCGGAACCACAAAACACGAAAACCCUAGGCAUUCGAUGGAAUUCAAAAAAGGAUAUAUUUUUCUUUCUCGUCGACCCAAUGGAGAAAAGACCCGCAUAUACUAAACGUGAAGUUUUAUCAGCCAUAGCAAAAUUAUUUGACCCAGCUGGUUGGCUUAGUCCAAUUAUAAUAUCGGCAAAAAUAAUUAUGCAACAAAUAUGGCUUGAUAAAACUGACUGGGAUGAAAGUUUAAAGCCACUUACCCUUCAUCGAUGGAAUAGCUUCGUGAAAGAAUUUGAAAAUAUAAAUCAAAUCGAAAUACCUCGUUGGACUCACUUCUCUCCAUCAGCAAUAAUCGAAUUUCACGGUUUCUCCGAUGCUUCAGAGAAAGCAUACGCUGCAACACUCUUUAUACGAGUCUUAAUUGGUGACAAAAUAUGGACAACUCUCUUAGUAUCAAAAACUAGAGUUGCUCCUAUUAAAACCCUAUCUCUACCCAGAUUGGAACUCUGCGGAGCUGUCCUACUAGCUAAUCUUACUAACUCUACUCUAACCCAAUUAAAUGUAACCCAAUAUAAAAAAUAUUUCUGGACAGACUCCACAAUAGUUCUAGCUUGGUUAAGCAAACCACCCUGUUCUUGGACCACUUUCGUUUCUCACCGAGUCGCUGCGAUAAUCGAAAAAGUCGGAGUCGAAAAUUGGCACCAUGUUGAGAGUCAAGACAAUCCCGCAGACUUGGCAAGUCGAGGAUGCACACCCACGGAACUUCUGAAUUGCAAACUUUGGUGGCAAGGACCCGAAUGGCUACAACGAGGAAAAGAUGAAUUUCCAAUAACUGAUUCUAAUUCCUAUAACACUACCCUUGAGAAUAAACCAGUUAAGACAGAAAUGGCACCAACCACCAUUAAAACAUUAAACGCUCGUCGAAAUAGCCUCACGUCCACCAUACGGUCCCAUAGUGUAACCCGUAGCAUUACACCAACGCCUGAAAAUGAAACAAUGUCGCGACGCAUUCGACGUUUCCAAACAACUCUACCCACUAUUCGAGAAGAAAAUGAAAAUUAUCACCACAAGACCCGUAAAACUAUAACCCACAGAGGAAUUACUCAUCGUCACGUUGCUUGCGGAUUAUGUAAAAAGGAUCAUCGGUUAGCCACUUGUACCAUGUACUUGUCGCCAGGUCCCACAAGACAGAAGAAUGCACAAGUAAGAACCGAUGUUCCACUUGCAAUGGCAAGCACCACACAUCCCUACAUGGACACCCCAGAUUAUACACGGAAAAUGAAGGAAAAAUAG
Molecule: messenger RNA, 2214 nt
Organism: Zeugodacus cucurbitae (melon fly)
Lineage: Eukaryota; Metazoa; Arthropoda; Insecta; Diptera; Tephritidae
Exons: 3
Coding region: 1-2214 (737 amino acids)
Source: RefSeq, a predicted model, not a curated record